GGCUGCCAACUCUUCAAAUAUAUCGAUAAGAAUACGCGCCGAGAGUAAAAUAAGUAAAAAAAAUGGUAUUUAAGCGGAAUAAAAGAAUAAACCCGACUGGGAACUAUAAUUCACAUAAGAAAACGUUCAAGGAGUAAUUUUAUAAUGGAAAAACAGUUCAUGGAGAGGUUCAACAGCUUAAAAGAGAGCGGCAGCAAGAGUCGAAGAGCGGUCUGUAAAACCUGUUGCGCCAGCAGAGUGAAAAGUAAAACUCGAAAAGCCCCACUUAUUGAAGCGGAAAAUUAAAUAAACAAAGAACUGCAACUUCGAAAAGGGCAGCCCCCACAAAAGACUUGAGCAACAAACUUGGUCUUGGGCAAUGGGCUAAAUUAAAUUAAAGCGCUGACGAAAUCCCAAAAACCAUGAUUCAGCUACGCCUGCGCAGUCUCGUUCUGCUGCAAUUUAUAGCCUUGGCAAGUUCGGAGUAUGUUUACGGCGAACCCAAGUUCAAGUGCCCCAAAAAAUCCAAGGUGUUGUACCCCUGCGAAUGUGUAAAGGGUAGCGAUAAUGGUCUAUAUAUACGCUGUGAGAAUACCAAUCUGGCUACUUUAUCCGUGGCCCUCCAGAAUUUGGCCUCUUUUGAAGUGCCCAUCGAGGAGUUGACCAUCUACAGGGGACAUUUUGUGCGUCUCUAUGGUCCACUAUUUGCUCAUAUCAAGGCGCGCUUGCUGAUCAUAGAAGAAACCCCACUGGCCACCAUUGAGGAUUAUGUAUUCUAUGGGGUAAAUAACACUUUAGAGGAAUUGCACCUACUCCGCACAAAUCUAAGCCACGUUGGACCACUAGGAUUCGGAAUUCUUGGUAAAGCAAAGGAACUGGUGAUCGAUGGCCAUGCCUUUGAGCAGCUGCCAAAGGAUCUGUUCGCUGGCCAAGAGAUCGCCAACAGUCUUGGUGUCAUAAAGGUGACCAAUGGCAACCUGAAUGAUUUGCCUGUAGAGACUUUUCAGCCUUUGCGCAAACUUAAAACCCUCGACUUGCAUGGAAAUCAGUUGGAGAAUCUAAAACGCAAUCAGUUUAAGAACCUAAGAGAGUUAGAGGUACUGGAUAUAAGCCACAAUAAGAUCCAAAAGUUGGAAGCACAGCACAUAGCGGAUCUUACAAAAAUGGGAUGGUGCAAUGUAUCUCAUAACGCCUUAAGCGAACUAAGUCGAGGAACUUUUGCCAGAAACUCGGUCCUAAAAGUACUGCAUUUAUCUCAUAACAAAAUUUCCCGACUGGAUGCAAAUAGUUUCAGGGGAAUGCGAUUCCUGCGACGUCUUUUCCUUAGCGAUAAUGUACUCACGGAGAUUGGACGAGGUACUUUUGGUUCUAUAGCCCGCAUAGGAACUAUUGAUUUGGCUCGCAACCAACUGAAAAAGGUGGAAUACCAGAUGUUUACGCAGAUGAACUAUGUGGAGCUUCUCGAUUUAGCGGAGAACAACAUAACCAAGAUUGAAAAGAAUUCGUUUAAGGAUAUUUACCAGGCUGUAAUAAACAUCUCGCAUAAUGCUUUAGAGCUAAUAGAAACAGCCGCCUUUGAAAACUGUGUAAACAUCACGGUUCUUGACUUGUCUCAUAAUCUUUUGACCAACUUUUCGCGUCGUAGCUUUGAUGAAACCACUUUUGCCACCUAUUUUCAGCUGAGCUAUAAUAACCUCACCAAUUUAGCACAGAUUCCAAUCCAAAAUAUGACUGGCUUAAAAGUACUGAAUGCCUCGCACAACAGCAUAACCGAGAUACCCAAGAACUGUUUUCCAAAGCUUUAUGAAUUGCACACCAUUGAUGUUUCCCACAACAAUAUCUCCAGCAUAUUUAAUGGAGUUUUUCAAACCCUAUUCUCAUUACGCUCCAUUGAUCUUAGCUACAAUAGUAUGGAAGAGAUAAAAUCCUCAACUUUUGGGACUUUGCCUACCCUCUUGGAAAUGGAUUUGAGUCAUAAUAAACUGGUUUCUGUUGUUCGUGGAUCGCUGGCCAAGUUAACCAGCAUGCGGCAGCUAUACUUAAAUAAUAAUCAAUUGGAAAAGAUGUUUCAGCUGCCCAUUUCCCUGAAUGAACUGCAUUUCAGCCAUAAUAAACUGAGUGAAAUACCUGCGGGUACUUGGCCGAUCAUGAACUCGCUUAUAUACUUAGAUCUGAGCCAUAAUCAGCUCGGUGAUAGUCUAAAUGGGCAAAGUUUUACGGGUCUGCUGGUGGUGCAACGUUUAAAGCUUCAAAACAAUGGCAUCACCCAGCCGCCAUUAGAGGCGAUUUCUGUUAUGUCUACGCUGCAAUAUUUGUACUUAGAGAACAAUAAUAUUACCACCCUGGAGCGCAGUGCCUUUGGAAAGUUGCCCGUACUGUUUGAAUUGAAUCUAUAUGGUAAUCAAGUUAAGGACAUUAGCAAACGAGCUUUCGAGGGCCUGCUGCAACUGCUGACUUUGAAUCUGUCCUCCAACGGAAUCAAGACGCUGCAAAAUGACAUAUUUAUUGGGCUGCCCUCAUUGCGAACUCUUGAUCUGUCCUUUAAUUCGCUCUCCAAGUUGGAUAACAAGACCAAUGGAGUCCUUGAUGAUUUACUCAGUCUAGAAACCUUGGAUUUGAGUCACAAUCGCAUAAGUUUUGUGACAAAGAAAACCUUCCCUUCUCAUCAAUACAUUCCUUACAAUCUGAGGAAUCUGAACUUGAGCUACAAUCAAAUGCCAGUGCUUACCUAUGAUAUUACUUUCGGCACCAAGAAGCUGUUCAAAUUGGAUGUGUCCCACAACCAGAUCAACGAUCUUAGGAGAGGAGUGCUGUCCAAUUUCACAUCACUUCAGAGUCUGGACAUGUCCUACAAUGAGCUGGCAAAUCUUGCAUCCGAGGAGCACAUCUUUGAUUUGCCACAAAACCUGAGUACCUUGAAUCUCUCUCACAAUCAAAUCUAUCACCUGCCCUUCGCCAAUCUGGUGAAAGUGGACUCCCUGAAAUAUGUUGAUCUAACCAACAAUAGCUUGGAGGAAUUGCCGGCCUCGGUAGUGGGCAGCAUGCGAAAUGGUAGUCAAGUGUUCUUUGCCGGAAAUCCCCUGCACUGUGCCUGUAAUGCCCGCCCUUUGAAGCACUUUAUGUUGCAGCAAACGGCUCCGGGUGAGGAUUUGCAGAGCAUCUACUGCGGCACACCGGCUUCGAUCAAGGACAAGCAGCUUCUCUCGCUGGAAGAUGAGUAUCUGCACUGCGCCGAGGACGAGCGGGAGAUGUAUAAGGGCUUUGACUAUGAACAGCUUACAGACGUCCGUUUCCGUGAAGUAAAAACCAACAAAGCUGGCCAGUUGAGCCUGAACUGGUAUGUUUCCGGGACUUCAGACGUCUCAGACUUUCAUGUUUAUAUCCGGAGCACCAGCAACGAGGUGUUACACCAGUCGGACUACGCAUACAACAAUCGUACUGCCCAGAUUCCAGUGGAGGAUCUCGUGGCGCUUGGAGAAGAGAAACUGCGUGGAGCUGAAAUUUGCAUAGUAUCCAGGGAUAGCGAGGGCAACACCCGCAAGUGGUUCUCCGGGCAGUGUCAGCAGCUGCCAUCGCUUAAGCGUCCCCGUACUUUCUUCUUUGGAAACUUUCAGGUCAGGGGAGGUGUUUCCAAAACUUCCAGCAGCCUACCUCACUGCCUUUUGUAUAUAAUACUCGCUUUGUUUGUUUCCCCGUUGUAGUAAACAUUUAAUUUAAUAACCUAAUAUUGAUCUUUUCGAACUUAAAACUGUAUACUGUAUUCAUAUAAAUAUUGUGGUGAUGCUAAUUACUAAGAUACAAGUGUUACAUGCUAAGACUAAACCGUUUUAAGUUCGAAUUGAUGUGAUAAAAUGAACCUUUAUAAAAGAUCAGGGUGACCUUGAUUCUUGAUCCUA
Messenger RNA from Drosophila rhopaloa, 3875 nucleotides. It is a transcript of the gene conv, whose product is annotated as chaoptin. Gene Ontology annotation, molecular function: protein binding. NCBI's taxonomy places the organism in Eukaryota, Metazoa, Arthropoda, Insecta, Diptera, Drosophilidae. Bases 402 to 3680 code for a protein of 1092 amino acids. The transcript is spliced from 10 exons. The record is from RefSeq and is a predicted model, not a curated record.